GACCUCUCUGAGUGAAAGUUAUAGAUAUAAAUUAUAAGAAAUAGAUAGAUCUAAUUUAUUCACUGGAAAAUACUUUUCCAUUUCAUCACAUCUCAAGGGGCACAUUCUAAAUUGUACCAUCCAUUAAAAAUAGCGCACAAUUGAUAAGGUUAUGACACUUUUACCAAACUUAUAACAUUUUGCGUUAUCUUUCUUGGAAAUAGAAAGCCCAUUUUCACAAGAGUCAUGUACAGUUGUCCAGAUAUUCCAAAGAACCGUAGAAGUACGUCAGAGUUCCUUCUUCUGUGUCUUUGUUUAGUUUACUGUGCUUUUAUUUUGAAACGGUUUAGAACCGCCACCGGAAGUUAGAUUCUCGUUUGAGCAAGUUGUGUUGUGGAGCGUGGAGGGAAAUGUAAUUUUUUAAAUUGCAUGCAGUAAAUUGUUGUAUUCAACUGGAUUAAAAAUAUUAUCAGGUUAAAAGAGCGCUUUGUCGGUAGCAUAUACAAACGACGAAAUGAGUAACAUAUACAUCCAGGAGCCACCGACAAACGGCAAGGUAUUGCUGAAGACAUCAGCUGGUGACAUUGACAUUGAGCUGUGGUCUAAAGAGGCACCAAAGGCAUGUCGAAACUUCGUUCAGCUCUGUAUGGAAGGUUACUAUGAUGGCACAAUAUUUCAUCGUGUGGUGCCAGAGUUUAUUGUUCAAGGGGGUGAUCCCACAGGCACAGGGACCGGUGGGGAGUCUGUGUAUGGACGUCCAUUCAAGGAUGAGUUCCACUCCAGAUUGCGCUUCAACAGGAGAGGUUUGGUUGCCAUGGCAAAUGCAGGGCCUCACGAUAAUGGCAGCCAAUUUUUCUUCACUCUUGGGCGCGCAGAUGAACUCAAUAACAAGCAUACUAUUUUUGGAAAGGUCACUGGUGAUACCGUGUACAACAUGCUCAGGUUAGCAGAAGUAGAAUGUGACAGCGAUGAAAGACCUCUGAAUCCACACAAGAUCCGAUCCGCCGAGGUUCUGCAUUCUCCGUUUGAUGACAUUGUUCCAAGGGAAAUCAAAAAAGCCAAAAAAGACAAAGAUAAGGAAGAGGGAAAGAAAUCACAGUCCAAAGCAACAAAGAACUUCAGCCUGCUGUCUUUUGGAGAGGAGGCGGAAGAGGAGGAGGAGAUGGUGAAUAAAGUUAGUCAGACCAUGAAAGGCAAAAGCAAAAGCAGCCAUGAUUUACUGAAGGAUGACCCCAGGUUAAGCUCCAUCCCUGCCAUAGACAGGAAAAAGUCCAAACGAGACGCUGGGGAUUCAUCAGGGGGUUUGGAUGAGGAUGACGAAGGAGACUUUGAAGUUGACGAAGACGAUGCUGAAGACAGGGAGGAGAUGAGGCAGCGCAUCUCAGACAAGCUGAAGAAAGACAAAGUGGAGGAGAGCAAGGCAGAGCCGCUGGAGGAGGAGAGAGGACGGAAGGCGAGUCGCAGCGAUGAACUGCGCAAGGAGGCUCGACAGCUAAAGAAGGACCUCCUGGCCAUAAAGCAAAGGAGGGAGGACAAUGCCAGGGCACAGGAGGAGGAAGAGAGCAAAGAAGAUGAAAAAAUGGCCCCGAACCAGGCGGUGGCGGAGUACUUGGAGGAGAGGGAGAAGUACGUGGCGCUGCGGAAAGAGAAGCUGAAGAAGGGAUCCUCCAGGGAAGCGCAAACAAUGGCCCUCCUGGAUCGCUUCAAGUCCAAGCUUUCCACGGCCAUUACAGAGACCCCGGAAGGUGCGGAGGAGGACGUGGAGGACCUUGGAGAGGAUGAGGACAAGGGCUGGAUGGCCCACGUUCUGCAGUUUGAUGAGCAAACCAGGAAAGUGAAGGACGCCAACGUGCAGGACGAGGACACCUUCGAGAUCUACGACCCACGCAACCCUGUCAACAAGAGGCGGAGAGAGGAGAGCAAGAAGAUGAUGAAGGAGAAGAAGGCCAAAAGGUGAGGCGGGGUCAAGGUUCACUAAAAAUCCCGCCUCCUGGACUGUUCCUGCAUUCAUCCGGCUUUCUCUUCUCACAGAUAACAGACUGAGUUCAAGGAAGUGUUCCGGAACACCGCGGAAUACUGAGUUUUCACUCUCCCCUGCCCCCCAAAUUUGCGAACUGAACUUUUAGGCCCUUUAUGGAAUACUGUGAACAACAUCGGGCAAUAUCCAAAUGAUAUUGCUGGCUUCUGUUUGUAACCAACCGAAGAACUGUAAGCUAGCAUUUAACUGUACUGCUGUUGCCUUACUCUCGCGCAAAUGGAGCGUUCCCUUUACUGCUUUCCACCAAUGAGGUCGAGUGUUAAAAUGAGGCAGAAAUUCGACCGGAAUACUGGCCAACAGUACCUAUGCAACUUUCCCAUUUCCGCUGUGUGCAUUUAACAUAAGUAUUGUGCGUGCGUGCGUGCGUGCGUGCCUGCGUGCGUGCGUGAAUUUCUAAUGUGUAAUGCCUGCUUACAGCGUGAAACUAAACCUACAGUACUUUAAAUAUGCUCUGUAAGACAAAAUAACUAGCUUACAUAGCUUCUUCUACAGUGUGUAUUGUACAGUGUCUGUAACAGUAUUGACCUGAACUUGGCUAUGAAAACCAGAUUUGAUUGUAAUUCAUUGUAAGGACCUAAACACCAACCUUCAAAAUUCAUUUUACUCUUUUUUUCCCUGCAAUUGGUUACUUUUAGCAGCUAUUAUAGCUAUCACUAUUGCUGAAACAUCUCAAAAUAAAUGCCUGUCAUUCUCAAAUA
Molecule: messenger RNA, 2715 nt
Organism: Anguilla anguilla (European eel)
Lineage: Eukaryota; Metazoa; Chordata; Actinopteri; Anguilliformes; Anguillidae
Gene: cwc27
Product: CWC27 spliceosome associated cyclophilin
Exons: 14
Coding region: 494-1936 (480 amino acids)
Biological process (GO): protein peptidyl-prolyl isomerization; protein folding
Cellular component (GO): catalytic step 2 spliceosome
Molecular function (GO): peptidyl-prolyl cis-trans isomerase activity
Source: RefSeq, a predicted model, not a curated record